AUGCCGUAUUCUCUAGUUGUUACUGGUGCGACUGAUGGUAUUGGAAAGGAAUUUGCUUUGCAACUCGCAAAGAAAAAGUUCAAUGUUUUGUUGAUUUCACGUACUCAAUCCAAGUUGGAUACUGCUGCCAAGGAGAUUUCCGAGCAAUACGGUGUUGAGACAAAGACAUUCGCCAUGGAUUUCACAAAGGGCGAUGCUGAGGAUUUCAAAAAGGUGGGAGAUAUCAUCAAUUCCAUUCGUGUUGGCGUCUUGGUCAACAAUGUCGGUGUGAAUCACGAUAUUCCUACACCUUUUGCUGAAGAAGAUGAUGCUCUCAUCAACAACAUUAUCGAAGUCAACGUCAAGGGCCUCAUGAAGAUGACAAAAUUGGUACUUCCUCAAAUGAAGCAAAACAAGAAGGGUCUCAUCUUCAAUAUGGGCUCUUUUGCUGGCUUGGUUCCUACCCCUUAUUUGUCCGUCUACUCUGCUGGUAAGGCCUUUUUGUCUACUUGGUCUCAAGCUUUAGGUACAGAAGUCGCCAAAGAUGGUAUCGUUGUUGAGCAUGUCAACACUUACUUUGUUGUCUCUGCCAUGAGCAAAAUCCGUAAGCCUUCUCUCUUGAUCCCUACUGCCAAAAGCUAUGUCGCUAGUGUCUUGAACAAGGUGGGUGUUCCUUGCGGUGCUAAUGUGCCCUUUACAUCUACACCCUAUCCUAUGCAUGGUGUUGCCAAUUGGGCCAUCAAUAAUUUGUUGACCAACCAAUUCUGGGUUACUCAAAACGACAACAUUCAAAAGGAUAUUCGUAAGAGAGCUUUACGUAAGCGUGAGCGUGAAGCUGCUGCUCGCAAGAAUGAAUAG
Molecule: messenger RNA, 837 nt
Organism: Mucor velutinosus
Lineage: Eukaryota; Fungi; Mucoromycota; Mucoromycetes; Mucorales; Mucoraceae
Product: pseudouridine synthase deg1
Exons: 4
Coding region: 1-837 (278 amino acids)
Biological process (GO): fatty acid elongation
Cellular component (GO): endoplasmic reticulum
Molecular function (GO): oxidoreductase activity
Source: RefSeq, a predicted model, not a curated record